AUGCUCCUGGGAGACGCUGCAAGCUCCUGCCUAAUCGCGGCCGUGUUCGGUGCAUGCGGUAUCCUCGGACUUCGCUAUGUUUUCUAUGUGGCUGUGUAUGAGCGCGUACGACUGUACCUACGCCGGCGUGGGCCUGGUUAUGAGAUGUACACGCCUGUUGUCACGGAGGAGCUGUGGGAGGGACUCGGCUCCGCCGGCAUCGUGGCGUUGGGCUCCUGGGCCCUAUACUCCGGCCACAACGCCGGAUGUACCCUGACCGACACCAGCGGCUGCCUGCGCGGCUGGCCGGACCACUCCAUUCCCUGGACCAUUGACGCGCUCUUUCUGCUGCAUAUCGCCUGGUACACGCAAUGCACCACCAAGCACUGGUUCGGGCUGGGCCGGUUGCAGGGCCUCGACGCCGCGCUCCACCACGCCUUCACGCUCUGCCUCCAUGCAAUGUCGUACACGCUCAAGCUGCUGCGUGUGGGCCUGCUGGCGCACUGGAUAUUCGUCGCCACGAACCCGCUUCUCAGCGUCUCGAAGUUACUGCACUGCCUGGACGUGCGUCCCGGCAAGAAGGUCUUCUUCGUCUUCUUCGCGACAUGCUACCUGGCCACCCGUGUGCUGAUGGUGCCGAUAGUGCUGCUGCCCUGCACCCUGAUUGACGUGUGGCACAUACCGCUGGAUCACAGGGCGGCGUCUGCCGCCAACGGCUUUCUGUUACUACUGUACGGAUUAAGCCUGUUCUGGUUCGGGCGGCUGCUGGGGAUCCUGCUGACUGGUAAGCUGGACAGCACACCGCGCAUGGUUGUGGCGGCAGCGGAGGUACGGCGGUGGCAGAAGCGACAGGCCCAGCCAGCCGGUGGAAGCAUUUAA
Volvox carteri f. nagariensis is the source of this 858-nucleotide messenger RNA. RefSeq lists its product as uncharacterized. The transcript has 3 exons. Gene Ontology annotation, cellular component: membrane; endoplasmic reticulum. Gene Ontology annotation, biological process: ceramide biosynthetic process. NCBI's taxonomy places the organism in Eukaryota, Viridiplantae, Chlorophyta, Chlorophyceae, Chlamydomonadales, Volvocaceae. Gene Ontology annotation, molecular function: sphingosine N-acyltransferase activity. The record is from RefSeq and is a predicted model, not a curated record. Bases 1 to 858 code for a protein of 285 amino acids.